Molecule: messenger RNA, 1659 nt
Organism: Enterobius vermicularis (human pinworm)
Lineage: Eukaryota; Metazoa; Nematoda; Chromadorea; Rhabditida; Oxyuridae
Source: the annotation of a GenBank genome assembly
AUGGAAGGGAAGUAUUACAACAUGGAUGAGUUAAACAGAAAGGCUGAAGAGGGAAAUAUGAAUGAAAUACGUGAAAUGUUGGAUGCGAGCUCUUUGUCUCAUGCUGAGUCAACUCAAAAGAUUAUUAACUCAGUUCUACUAAAAGCGGCUCAAAAUGGUCAUAUGGAAAUUGUGCAAGAAAUGUUGCGCAGAGGGGCCGAAGUUAACGUUUUUGAUAGCGACAAGAGAACUCCUUUAUUCCUGGCAGCUCAAAAUGGAUACUUGGAAAUUGUAAAGUUUCUACUGCGAAGAGGAGCAAAUCUCCUUGACGAAAAUGGCGGAAUAAACAUGUUAAUCGGAAUUUCUCAGAACGGCCACGUUCCUGUAUUUAAGUAUAUUAUGGAUAUCUGGAGCGAUAUAAAUGCUGCAAAGGAGAAUAAUUGGACACCGUUGAUGGUAGCUUCAAAAAAGGGUCAUACUGAUGCUGUACGAUACAUGUUACAACGGAAAGCUGACGUUUCAGCAAGAAAUAAGAAAAACUGGACUGCGUUGAUGAUUGCUUCCAAGUAUGGUAAUGCUGACAUUGUAAAGUGUCUAAUCGAGGAGGGUAAAGCCGAUUGGAAGGAAGACGUCAACAAUGAAAGAGCACCAUUGUGGAUAGCCUGCAAGAACGGCCAAACAGAUGUCGUGAAAUAUCUCGUCGAGAAAGAAAGCGACGUAAAUGGAACAAACAGAUACGGGUGGACGCCGCUUAUGGUCGCUUCUCAGAACGGACAUCUUGAUGUUGUUAAAUAUCUUAUUCAAAAGGGAGCUAAAGAAACGGCGUUGUAUUUUGCAUCUGAAAGAGGCCAUAAUGACGUUGUAAAAUACCUUUUAGAGAACAAAGGAAAUGUAAACGCAGCGAAGGAAGACGGAUGGGCGCCAGUAACAAUCGCUUCUCAAAACGGACACAACAAAGUUCUCAAAUCUUUGGUCGCAAAGAAAGCCAAAAUUGAUGUGGAAAGUGUUAACGGGUGGACUCCAUUAAUGAUUGCCGCUUACAACAAAGAUUUCGACGUAGUAAAAAAUUUGAUAGCUGGAGAAAUUGAUGUCAACUUGCAAAAUAAAAGCAAAAGAACGGCACUGCAUGUUGCAUCGCAAAUAGGCGACGUGAAAAUUGCUCGGCAUUUGGUAGAACGAGCAAAAAAUGCAGCCAAAAUUGAUGUUCAAGACAAAGACGAGAUGAACUGGGAAUGUCAGGCUGACUGCACUCGCGCUUCUAAGCGCUCUUCAAAAGGUUUAUUUCCUUGUUUAGAAAACGCCCUUUGUACCCCGUUCUGGAUCGCGUCUUGCAACGGUCAUGAAGAAGUUGCAAAGUACCUAGCUGACAGGGGAGCUGAAACUUCUGUAAAGAACGCGAAUGAGGAAACACCUUUGUUGAUGGCUUCAAAAAAUGGUUUCACAGCCCUUGUAGAAUACUUGAUAGAAAACGGAGCUGAAGUGAAUAUAAAAGACAAGCAAGGAUUAAUGCCACUGAUGGCUGCUGCCGCAAAUGGCCACGAGGAAAUUGUCAGAUACUUGGUGGAAGAAGGUGCUGAUCUUAACGCUCAGUGUCAAGGAGCAAAAGCAAUUGACUUUGCACAAAGAAAUUCUCAUGCUGCAAUAGUGGAAUAUCUUAAAGCUCAAGCAAACAAGAAAUGA